AUGCCCCUGAGCAAGAAACUCGUAAGGCGUUCGAAUGAGCUUCUAGAAAGCAUCUAUUCGUGGGCUAAGAAGAGAGUGGAAACUGUUCAAGUUUUGCGAGGACUGGCCGAUGAGCUUAUGGGACAUGAUAAAAAUGUCCACGUCGCUAAAGUUUCUGGAUCGUCGUUCUCCAUCGCUGGGUUUGUUUUAAUGGCAACUGGUUUUGGCCUUGCUCCUGUUACUUUGGGAACUUCUACGAUCCUCUCAGCUGUUGGUGGAGCAAUGUGCGCUGCGGGUGGAGCAACUGCUGCUGGUUCAGGCCUCGUCGGAAGUAAAAUUUUCAAAACAAAGCUUGCCAACGUACAGGAAAUUAUUGAAACCGAUCGCCAAGCACAGGAGCCUGUGGAAAAGCUUUUAAACGAGCUCCAUCGUGAAGUGUCUGAAUUGUCUCGUGGAAUUGCCCUGGAUUGUCUUAGUUACCACAAAAACUUAGCUGUCUUGAUAAAAAACCUGGUGGAUGUGGGUAAAUGUGCGAAAGCUGGCGGGAGGGCAGCUGCAACAGCAGCGGGUGAAGGUGUUGAAGCAGUUUUGAGGUCCAUUGGAAUAGCAGGCAACGCUGCUCGCAUUGGUGGGUUCGCUAUAAGUGCAGUAUUUUUGCCUGUUGAUAUCUAUACUUUAGUUACAUCAGCGAUGAAGCUUAACUCUCAUGGCAAAGAGGAACCACAAGCUGUAAAGAAGCUAAGAGAUCUGGCAGAUGAAUUGGAAAGAGAAAUGAUCGAGAUGCUUAAAGCUGUACGCGAUUUCAAGGGUACUCCUUAG
Molecule: messenger RNA, 798 nt
Organism: Porites evermanni
Lineage: Eukaryota; Metazoa; Cnidaria; Anthozoa; Scleractinia; Poritidae
Source: the annotation of a GenBank genome assembly